Messenger RNA from Funneliformis geosporum, 234 nucleotides. NCBI's taxonomy places the organism in Eukaryota, Fungi, Glomeromycota, Glomeromycetes, Glomerales, Glomeraceae. The record is from the annotation of a GenBank genome assembly.
AUGAAAAGGACGAAAGAAGAUCAUGAAAAUUUGUUGAACAUCUUCAUCACAGAUAAAGAUUCUAAACAACAACUUCUUGAUGAAAUUAAGAACCUUUUAAUCAAUGAUAAAAAUAUCGGCAAAGAAGGAAUACCUAGAGAUAAUAUUCUCUUUAUACUGUUAGAUAUAAUAGGAGUACAUGGUCACAUACUUAGUCAUCAUAAGGCUCCUCAAAGAAGCCAGUUUGCUGAUUAG